CCACAUGCAGGCCAAUCGCAGCGCUUGUUGUCAUUGUGGUGAAGUGUGCGCGUGGAAUCCGGGGCGCUUUUAUAAACGCUGCACCAGCAGAAACUCAAGAGACGCGCAUUGUGCUCGCUCCCGCGGCGCACAAAAUUUACCCAGCUCGGUCCAAAGAUUAUUCCCGCUUGGAGGCAGCUCAGUUGGUCUCGUUAGAAAUUAAAGACAGCGUAGUUCUCAGUUUGCUUUCCUUGUUUAUUAAACUUUGUUCAAUAUGAUUUGGGUAACUUUGUUCUGGAUCUGCGUCUUGGUAACAUCGCUGCAAGCUGAUGCGCGCCUCACUAAGCGCUAUGUGAUCGGCGGAUGUCCAAGUCAGUGUGAUAAGUCCAUGUGUCCGUCGAUGCCAAAGAAGUGUCCGACAGGAAAGGUGAUGGAUCACUGUAACUGCUGCCUGGUGUGCUCAUCCGGAGAGGGAGAGGCGUGCGGCGGGGUGGGUAAGCUGGGGGACCCGGUGUGUGGAGAGGGUUUGGAGUGUUCCGUGACCGGAGGAGUGGGCUACUCCGCUACCGUCAGGAAGAGAGGGAAACGUGGUAUAUGUGUGUGUAAAAGCAGCGACCCGGUGUGUGGCAGUGACGGGGCUUCCUAUCAGAACAUAUGCGAACUGAAGCGGGUCAGUAACCGAGCGCAGAAUCUGCAGCAGCCGCCGGUGCUCUUCAUACAGCGGGGAGCGUGUGGACCGGCUAUCCAUGAUAACCCCAACAGCCUGAGAUACAAGUACAAUUUUAUUGCAGAUGUUGUAGAGAAGAUCGCCCCUGCCGUGGUUCAUAUUGAACUGUAUCGCAAGAUGGUGUACUCAAAGCGUGAGAUGGUUGUGGCGAGUGGAUCAGGGUUUGUGGUGUCUGACGACGGCCUUAUUGUGACAAACGCCCAUGUGGUAGCCAAUAAAAACCGAGUGAAGGUGGAGCUUAAAAACGGAGCCUCGUAUGAUGCUGAGAUAAAAGAUGUUGAUGAAAAAGCAGAUAUUGCCCUCAUAAAGAUCGAUCCACCGAGUAAGCUUCCUGUGCUUCUCCUCGGCCGAUCAGCUGACCUCAGACCAGGAGAAUUUGUGGUUGCUAUCGGCAGCCCAUUUUCCCUCCAGAAUACGGUUACCACAGGAAUAGUAAGCACCACACAGAGAGGCGGGAAAGAGUUGGGUCUACGAAACUCGGAUAUGGAUUACAUUCAGACCGAUGCGAUCAUUAAUUAUGGAAACUCAGGAGGACCAUUAGUCAAUCUGGAUGGUGAAGUGAUUGGGAUCAACACAUUAAAAGUGACAGCUGGAAUCUCCUUUGCUAUUCCAUCAGACAAGAUACGACAGUUUCUCGCUGAGUCGUAUGACAGAUUGGCCAGAGGUCGAGGAGUGACUAAGAAAAGAUUAAUUGGUGUUCGUAUGAUGACCCUCACUCCUGCACUGUCCAAAGAGCUCAUAGGUCGACUGCCAGACUUCCCUGACAUCACGUCAGGAGCCUAUGUGAUUGAGGUCAUCUCUAAAACCCCAGCUGCAGCAGCUGGACUUAAGGAACAUGACGUCAUCAUUUCUAUCAAUGGUCAGGGGGUCUCCACGGCAACAGAUGUGACUGCAGCCAUCAAAAAGGACACCAGUUUACGCAUGGUGGUUCGACGUGGCAACGAGGACAUCAUCCUCACUAUCAUUCCUAUUGAGAUUGACCCUUGACCCUGAACAGAGCUGGUGUUCUAUGACCCCACCAAUGAACUUACUGGUUGUGUCUUCUGCCCCACCCCUAGGAGGGACAUCUGGCCAAUUGUCCAUGUUCUUGAAAUGACAGGCAGGGUGAAAGCUCAGUCUGAGAUUUUAGAUGGUACAGUGCACAGUGAAGUAGAUUCAAAUGUAUUAAUGUUUUUAUUUUAAUCAUAAUGAAUGAUUUAGAGGAUGCUACUACUGUUUACUGUUCAACAUAUUAUGACUUGAUUAGAUUUUCCAGAAUAUAGAUUUUCUCUUUCAUUAUCCAACCAUUUAGUUCACAUCAACUUGAGGAGUUUUUCAGAAUUUGAUUGGAAUUUCUAACCUUUUUUUUUUUUUUUUUUUUUACUUUUUGAUAUAGCACUUUUCUAAAGCAAAAAAAAUGUUUUAAAUGUGUUUUGUUUUUUAAUAUAUAAAAGUUUAUUUGAUACAUUUGUGAAGACUACACUAGAAACUGGAGAACAAUAAAUAAGUAAAAAUAAAAAAACACAUUACACCAUGACGAAACAUGGUGGUAUGUUACCAAGACA
Molecule: messenger RNA, 2250 nt
Organism: Cyprinus carpio (common carp)
Lineage: Eukaryota; Metazoa; Chordata; Actinopteri; Cypriniformes; Cyprinidae
Product: serine protease HTRA1A-like
Biological process (GO): proteolysis; programmed cell death; positive regulation of apoptotic process
Cellular component (GO): extracellular region
Molecular function (GO): protein binding; serine-type endopeptidase activity
Source: RefSeq, a predicted model, not a curated record